Messenger RNA from Nematostella vectensis (starlet sea anemone), 1850 nucleotides. RefSeq names its product dr1-associated corepressor. The transcript has 7 exons. The coding region runs from base 53 to 724 and encodes 223 amino acids. The record is from RefSeq and is a predicted model, not a curated record. Gene Ontology annotation, biological process: transcription by RNA polymerase II; negative regulation of transcription by RNA polymerase II; positive regulation of transcription by RNA polymerase II. Gene Ontology annotation, molecular function: RNA polymerase II general transcription initiation factor activity; transcription coactivator activity; protein heterodimerization activity. Gene Ontology annotation, cellular component: nucleus; negative cofactor 2 complex. Lineage: Eukaryota; Metazoa; Cnidaria; Anthozoa; Actiniaria; Edwardsiidae.
UGCUUACAGAUAUAAACAAUCGCGGGCUCAAAAUCACCAAAAAACAUCCAAAAUGCCGACUAAAAAGAAGAAGUUCAACGCUCGCUUUCCCCCGGCUCGGAUAAAAAAGAUAAUGCAAACAGACGAGGAUGUUGGCAAGGUUGCUGCAGCCGUACCAGUAAUAAUUUCGAAAGCACUCGAGAUUUUUAUGCAGACGUUGGUCGAGAAAGCUUGCUAUUACACACAAGCAAGAAACGCAAAAACGCUUAGCACGGCGCACUUAAAGCGGUGCAUCACUUCAGAACAGCAGUUUGACUUUUUAAAAGACCUUGUAGAAAAUAUACCUGACCUUCCUGCUAAUGAAGAAGAAGGGGAAGGAGAACCGAAACCGAAGAGGAGAAAAGCACAGCCUUCUGCUCCCAAGGAGAAACAAACAAAAUCACGAAAAAGAGACAAGAAGAAAGAUAAGCCAGCCUUGACGGAUGAGUCAGACGAGGAGGUUGACUCAGAGGAAGAGGAGUCAGUAUCAUCUGAGGGUCACAGUUACCAUGGCAACAGCACCAGUACCAGCAACACUUCCAAUGCGAACAUCCCAGCAAUAACUAUUUCCAAACCAGAGAAUGAGCAGGAUGAAGUGUUUGAGCCACCAGCUGCUGCCUCACUCUCAAUGCCAUCUUCCUUCGCCAGCAAACCUCUCCUGAACACAUGCCCCUCCAUAGAAGAAGACGAUGACUACGACUCCUGAUCUUAUUUGUACACCCACAUGUGUGUUACACUUUAACAAACUUUGUACUUACUUCCUUGUUCAAGAUUAUUUCUGAAUCUCUUCUACAUUGGUUUGUGCUUACUGACAGCAUAACAACACAAGUAUACACAACCUUCUUUUAAAAUGGAUGGAUAUUUUUCCAUAAGCAGCACAAUUCUUAUAUACCAGCAAGGAAACAACAUACGAGAAAAUUCAAGUGUUUUCCAUUGGUGUCUUUUUAUGUUGCUGUGUUCUUUGUGUGCAUGUAUGCUAUUGAUAUGCACUUGAGCUAACUAGGCAUGGAUACUAAGAAGUGUACAGUGAAUAUCUUGAGCUUAAUUACUGACUUCUCACAGGUGUAGUAUAUACUUGUAGAUAAAUAUGUAUGAUUUUCUAGACAAGGUGGAACAUGUUUUCUUUUUUGGAGCUUUUUUCAUUACUAAUGCUCUCUUUUUUUGUAAACAAAUAUUGCACCAGAUAGUGAUAUUGCUAUGCAGGCAAAAGGGCUGUAACAUUUCUAUAUUCCGUUUCCAUAAGAAAAGAGACUGUUCCUGUUUUUAUUAACUGUGAUCAGAAUCUUGGAUAAAAGGAGUGGUCUCUUCUAUUGUGGCUUGUGUGAGUAUAACCAGGUGGAUGUGGCAUCUUUGUCACUUUUCUUUAGGAAGGAGCAAGCAAAUAGGUAUGCUUUUAUCCCUAGAGGCAAUGUGUAAAUGCACAAAUGUUAUAACCCAUGUUAUAGUGAAGUGAUAGCAUCAUAACACUUUUGAGAUAUCUUAUCAAAACUUUGUUUACUUCCUUGUGCUACAAGCUUGCUAUUUGCUUUGAAGUAUUGUUAAGUUCUGGACAGUACCUCAGUUGUUCUUGGUCCAGUUGUUAACAAAUGCUGAGCUGUCCCCAGUACAAGCUGAAUGUAACAUCUAUAUCUUAUAGGUUAUGGUAAUGACACUAUCACCAAAUAAUGAAGGUAUCAUAUGUUUUAUUUAGGGUUGAGAAGGGGAAAAAAGUGUUAUUAUGUUACCUGGAUUGUUUAACCAUGACUAUUUGCAAAGGCCGCAUAACUUUUUGUUACUGUUAUAGGAUAUUGUAACCAAGGGAAAUUCUUAUUAAAUAUUUUUAGUAACUCUUU